AUAAUUCAACCAUACAGAUUAAAAAGAAACCAUUGGGUGUAUUAAAUAAAUGGGGACAUACAAAGCUGUUGCAUUGAGCACCAACUCAUUUGAGAAAGAAGAGCUAAAUUUAGGAGAAAGGUCUCCAAAUAUAGCUUCAAGGGUAUGACCACAAAUUGAGUCAUUUCACAAGAGAUGUUGCUGUUGUAUAAAUAAAAACAAAGCCAUUGCUGAGUUUUUGUUUUGUCAAAAUUGAAAGGGUGUAAGUUCUGAGAUCAAAUGGCCUCUCCAUUCUCAGUCUCCGUCCUCACUCUUGUGUUGCUGAUUGGUGUUACUUCUGCAUGUAACCUUGAGAAGCUUGCAUCAAUUCAGUUUGGAUACUCUGGUGCUAAGGGACCUGAUUCCUGGGGAAGUUUGAAUCCACAUUUUGCAGCCUGUGCAUCUGGGAAGCACCAGUCUCCUGUCAACAUUUUGAAGAAUGAAACAGUCACUAAUGGUAAUCUGAAGCCCUUGACCAGGGCUUACAAGUCUGCUAAUGCAACCCUGGUCAACAAUGGCUUCAACAUUGGGAUACGCUAUGAUCAAAAUGUGGGAGUGUUGUUGGUAGAUGGUAAAAAUUACACCUUGAAGCAAAUGCAUUGGCAUUGUCCUUCUGAGCACCGGAUUAAUGGAGAACAAUUCGCUGCUGAACUUCAUAUGGUCCACCUGGACAACGAUGGCAACUUUGCAGUUGUUGGAAUCCUCUACUCCUAUGGUAAUGCAGAUCCAUUUAUCUCUAAGUUAAAGGCUGCUUUGGAUAAACUGGCAAAGGAGCGGUGUGGAAGUGAUGAAGAGGCACACGUUGCGCUCGGUACCAUCAACAUUAACCACAUUAGGAAAAACAGUCGCAAGUACUACAGAUACAUGGGUUCUCUCACAACUCCCCCAUGCAGUGAGAAAGUCGUCUGGAACAUCCUUGGCAAGGUGAGAACAAUCUCAAAGGAGCAGGUGGAGGCACUUACAGUUCCAUUGGACUCAGUUUGCAAGAAGAAUGCAAGGCCUCCACAGCAACUGAAUGGGAGGAUGGUUGAGCUAUAUGAUGAAAUGGGCGACGACUAAGGUAAAUAGCCCACUAAACUGAGUCAAUCAAUUCACCAUCAGUUUGUAUUAUUCCACAAAACUGAAUUAAUCAAUUUUCAGUCGCUGGGUCCACUAGAGAUGAGUGUGGACAUACUCAUUUGGCUGAUUGUUGGAUUUCUCCCGCAA
Messenger RNA from Tripterygium wilfordii, 1224 nucleotides. RefSeq names its product alpha carbonic anhydrase 1, chloroplastic-like. Gene Ontology annotation, molecular function: zinc ion binding; carbonate dehydratase activity. The transcript is spliced from 6 exons. Bases 259 to 1077 code for a protein of 272 amino acids. Lineage: Eukaryota; Viridiplantae; Streptophyta; Magnoliopsida; Celastrales; Celastraceae. The record is from RefSeq and is a predicted model, not a curated record.